Molecule: messenger RNA, 1590 nt
Organism: Phanerochaete carnosa HHB-10118-sp
Lineage: Eukaryota; Fungi; Basidiomycota; Agaricomycetes; Polyporales; Phanerochaetaceae
Exons: 4
Coding region: 1-1590 (529 amino acids)
Molecular function (GO): zinc ion binding; nucleic acid binding
Source: RefSeq, a predicted model, not a curated record
AUGUCCUUCAGAUUCGUCCACAUGGUAGAGCGAAUCACUACACCGAUCCUCGUCCACAAGGAAUUCGCCGAACGAAGCGUGGAGGGGCACCACGCGCCCGCGCUCGUCAAUCAUCAGCACGAAACGCAGGUGGUCCACGAUGUAGAAGACGUCAGCGGCGGACACAUCGCGUCCGUAGAACGCGACGGUCUCAAGAUUAAACCACUCAACUUCCAGUGUAAUGAAACGCAGGAGGAAGAUGAGGCGUUCGCGGACCUAAGACAGGUCUACGCCACGAAGAAUAGUCAAGACGACUACUCCACAAGCAACUGGGGCACGACUACCACUGAUACGACGAAGGACAUUGGAGACAUUGUUUUCAACAACUCUGCCCCAACCGAUACUACACAUACCAAGGAACAGUACGAGUACCACAAGGACUCGCCCUCUGCGAUCCAGCACAAGAAGAAUUCAUCCAAGAAAGGGACAGGCUUAACGAAGAAGCCAGGCUUAGAGAAGAACAAGCCCAACAAGCAACUCAACUAUCCGCCAGCGUACCACCAUCCAGACCACAGACACCACACCCAUACGAUCAAUCUCGUAGACAUAGCCGAGCACCCAGCAGGGCAGAAACCUCUACCUCUAUCGAAACUCGAACCAUUCGAUAUCCCCCUCCCGGAUCUCGACGUACCCAUCCCACCUGAACGACAGGAAGAAAUAUACGAAGUUACUAGACAACUUCAGAUGCCCUCUACGAUGGCAGACACAAAUACUCUCAUGCGAGAAAUGAUCGAGGCACUUCAGAAAGCAAAUGAACAUGCCUCUACCCCAAAACCCCAGAAGUUUGACGGCACGCAACGAAUUCAGGACUUCCUGAAAGAUUGCGACAUCUACUUCAAAGGCAAAGACACAACCAAGGAUGCAAAGAAAAUUCUCUUUGUACUCAACAACACCGAGAAGAAGCCACACGACUGGUGUCGCACCAAGUUUGACGAAUACGAAGCCAGCACAACUUGGCCCACAUGGACCAAAUUCAAGGAAGACUUCGCCAAAGCCUUUCAGAAGGUGGAUAGCGAAGUUGACGCCAUCGUAAAACUCGACAGAAUAAUGCAGUCAGACUUCGAUUCAGUCAAUGACUACAACGUCGAAUUUAACCGACUCGUCAAAGAAGCCAAGUACAACAACCUGAGCACAGACACCUACCUCCAACGUACCUAUACAGGAGGACUCAAAUCUGUCCUUGCAAAGACUCUCAUCCAACGAGAAAAGAAGCCAACCACACUUCAAGGAUGGCAAGAAGAAGCACUCAAGCUGGACAACGCAGAAAUAGAAUGGGACAAGCUCAGACGAGGAAGACAAAGGGGAAGGAUCGACAAGACUACCUCUCACUCUGGAGGAAAUGGAGGAGGAGGAAGAACUCAGGAACGCGACCCCGAUGCCAUGGACAUCGACGCCGUAUCUCGAGACCAAACACGCCGAGAAGGACGAUGCUUCAAUUGCGAAGGCAAGGGACAUAUUGCCAGAAAUUGUCCUUCGCCCAAGAAACCCCAGCAACGCGACCAACAAGGAAGAUACCAACCUAAUCGCUCGCAACAAGGCAACCGUCCUUAG